Messenger RNA from Emiliania huxleyi CCMP1516, 438 nucleotides. RefSeq lists its product as hypothetical. The record is from RefSeq and is a predicted model, not a curated record. The coding region runs from base 1 to 438 and encodes 145 amino acids. NCBI's taxonomy places the organism in Eukaryota, Haptophyta, Isochrysidales, Noelaerhabdaceae. The transcript has a single exon.
AUGGGAGCGCGGGUGCGGCAGCAGGCGGGGGUGCCACACGGAGCGCACCACGAGAGGAUCAUGCGGGGAGAGGCGGGGAGAGAUACCCCGGGAGCCGCCCCAAGGAGCGAACUCAGGGGCUGCCUCGUCUGUAAGGCCGCGAGGGACGCGGCGAGGAGGGCGGCACUAAAGCGAGACCCGCUGUGUCCGAUCGUGCGGAAAGCCGCGCAGCAAUGGACCGAGGAAGAUGAGAACCCGCCUAGGGCGACAAUGGCGCACUUGCUUAGCGGCGCCUGCCUGGGGAAUAGGGAGCAGGCCAGAUGGUUCCUCAGAGUAGCGCGAGCGCAGACGGGGACGGCGAUCAGCAAAGUAGCCCAGGCGGCACCCGACUCCAAGGAUACACUGAAGACGCUGAGGAUAGCGCAUGUCGCUGCGCUGAAGGGCUCACGCUUCCUAUAG